GCCAGGAAGAUCUUCAUCCCUGCAGCGCUGCUGCUACAGUUAGAAACCUGCUGCCUCUCCUCUCUGUUUCUUUUGACCUCCUGGAGAGGAGAGUGCCCACUUUCACCGCUGUAUCCUGCUCUACCUGCUCCUGCUUUCAGCAUGGUAAAGAAGAAUACUAUCCCUGAUGGAUGGCGGAGUUUGACACCAGUUGGACAGCCUAUACCAGGAACUAGAUUUAUUGCAUUCAAAGUACCUUUAAAAGGGGCAAUUAACCAGAGGCUGACCCCAACCCAGAAAUUUACACCAAAAGACUUAAUUGCUGCAAUGAAAGCCCUAAAUGUGGAGCUUGGAUUAAUUAUUGAUUUAACAUAUACCACACGAUACUAUGAAGUUAAGGAUUUACCUAAAAGCGUGCAGUAUAAGAAACUUUAUACUGUUGGGCUUGAAGUCCCUGAUAAUGCUACUAUCCUGCAGUUCAAAAAAUGGGUCAGAAAAUUCCUGUGGGAAAAUGCAGGAAAUGAGAAACUCAUUGGCGUUCACUGUACUAAUGGAAUUAAUAGAACUGGCUACCUUAUUUGUAGAUAUCUUAUAGAUGUUGAAGGCUGGGAUCCAGAGGCAGCAAUCCAAGCUUUUGGUGAUGCUAGAGGUCAUCGCAUGGAUGGUCUUGUGUAUCUUACUGAUCUCAGAACACAACCAAUGAGAAGUAACCUUGGAAUGGAUGUAUGGGAUUCAGAGGAAGAUACUAUUCCCCCACCACAUGCAAUGGAAGGACCUGUAGAGCGGUUAAAGAUUUUCAGGGGUCUGGGAAAAGAUUAAGAAUUUAUGAUGACCACUCUCACAAUGAUUUGCAAGGACAGAUACAGCUGAGAGAUUUUGAUUUCAUUAAUAAGGGACCUGGACAAAGACGAAGACCAUUUCAUGACCAUCAGACUCAGGAUGAUUUAAGAGCACCAAUGCAGAUGAGAAAUUGGGACUACAAUAGGGGACCAGGACAGAGGCGAAGACCCUUUCCUGAUCACCAGUUUUAUGAUGAUUAUCAAGAAGACAUGCAGCCAAAGGACCUAGACUUUAGUAACAAUGGACCUGGACAAAGGUUGAGACCUUUUCAUGGACACCAGUUUCAUGAUGAUAUACAGGCAGAGAGACAAUUGAGGGACAUUGAAUUUAACAGAGGCCGUGGACAAAGGCAGAGAUCUUUUCCUGACCAUCCGUCUCACAGUGAUUUGCAGGCAGACAGACAGUCAAAGGAUGAUGAUUUUGGUGACAGGGGCC
Molecule: messenger RNA, 1254 nt
Organism: Pelecanus crispus (Dalmatian pelican)
Lineage: Eukaryota; Metazoa; Chordata; Aves; Pelecaniformes; Pelecanidae
Source: RefSeq, a predicted model, not a curated record